AAAUCAUCAUAAAAUUUUGUGCGCGUUUGUGAUUGUGUAACUUUCAGCCAUGUUUGCAGUAAAUUUAAGUAUACAGAAAUUAAAGAAAAAACUUGUCCAUGUUGCCCAAUUCGCCCAAACUAAUGUUCGUAAUGAUACAACUUCAAAACGUUGCAUUUAUCAAACGGCAGUGUGGCGCUCAGAUUGCGACAGCAAGCCGCCACAACCCCUCGAAGUAUGCACCAUCUCAGAGAACGUGAUUGAUCCAUGCGCCCCUGAACCAGCUGUGCUGAUUGUCGGAGGCGGCCUCGCCGGCCUAUCGGCGGCGCACCGCCUCAAUCAAUGCGGCAUCAGCAACUUUACCAUUCUCGAAGCAACAGAUCGUCCUGGGGGAAGAAUUCAUUCUUGUUGGUUAGGGGAUGUUAUCGCCGAGAUGGGCGCUCAUCACAUCAUAGGGGGAUGCUCAGCGAACCCUGUUUACAAUCUAGCAUGUCAAGAGGGGUUGCUUACUCCUCCAAUCACUAGAUGUGAUCAUAGUAAAGCUCUCUACUGUACCAGCGAAGGUCGCGCCAUUGAUAUGAGUGUAGCUGUAACUGCUUAUCAUAUCUUCAAGCAAAUCGAGCAGGAAGCUGCAAUGUUGUUUUCUGUGGGUGCUGGGAAAGAAAAUGGGUCCUUGAUGAACUUUUUUAGGAUGAGGAUACAACAAGAACUGUUCAAUUUUCCUGAUGAACAGAAAUAUGAUGCUUCUAGGGUUUUGUAUGGUUUGACUAACAUGUUACGUACUAGAAUUGGUGAUGACUUGAGCCGGGUUAGUGCUGAUAACUUUGGGAGUACUAUUGCUAUCCCCGGAGGUAGAAUCAGGGUUCCACUGGGUUUUGUAGGUGUUUUGGCACCACUUUUAAGAGAUCUACCAGAUUGUAGUUUAAAAUACAUGAAACCAGUGGCUAAUAUCAAAUGG
Molecule: messenger RNA, 937 nt
Organism: Dalotia coriaria
Lineage: Eukaryota; Metazoa; Arthropoda; Insecta; Coleoptera; Staphylinidae
Product: spermine oxidase-like
Exons: 3
Molecular function (GO): polyamine oxidase activity
Source: RefSeq, a predicted model, not a curated record